Messenger RNA from Mycetomoellerius zeteki, 4864 nucleotides. It is a transcript of the gene Cdc27, whose product is annotated as cell division cycle protein 27. The transcript is spliced from 13 exons. The record is from RefSeq and is a predicted model, not a curated record. Gene Ontology annotation, biological process: protein ubiquitination; anaphase-promoting complex-dependent catabolic process; cell division. Gene Ontology annotation, cellular component: anaphase-promoting complex; cytoplasm. Lineage: Eukaryota; Metazoa; Arthropoda; Insecta; Hymenoptera; Formicidae. Bases 159 to 2681 code for a protein of 840 amino acids. Gene Ontology annotation, molecular function: protein binding.
AUCGAACUAAAGAUGGACUCCUAAGAAAUUUUUAUACACACACCAUUGGUCGUCCCCGAGACUUCGGAUCUUCCGGAAUAUUCCGCCGUUAAAUUCUCACCGAAGCGCGCCCGGAGGGCCAGACGUUCUUUUAUGAUCACGCUUGCGGAGGGUGAACGAUGAUCGUGCAGGAGCCAGUGCAGGCGGCCAUAUGGCAUUGUUUAAAUCAUUAUGCUUAUCCAGACGCUAUAUUCCUGGCGGAACGGUUGUGUGCAGAAGUGGACACGGAGGAAAGUUUGUUUCUUUUGGCAACAUGUUACUAUCGUUCUGGUCGGGUUAGGCAAGCUUAUGCCUUAUUAUCCCAGAAGGCACCCAGUUCGGCACAAUGUAGAUUUCUACUAGCAAAAUGUUGUUAUGAUUUGGAAAAAUAUGCAGAAGCAGAAGCUGCGAUAAUCGGUGGAUAUUAUAAACAAUUGAAAAAUUUGGAAGAAAUAAUAACUCAGUUUGGAGAACAGGCAUGCUUUUCCUUGCAGAUAAUAGCAAAGAUUUACUAUAAAAUGAUGCGUACUGCGAGAGGUAAUGAAGCCCACAAGCUGGCUUUGAAAUUGAAUCCCUUCCUCUGGCACUCAUUUGAAGAACUUUGUAAUGUUGGCGAGAAAGUGGAUCCUGCUAAGGUUUUUCAGUUAGAUAAAUUAGACUCUUUCGCUAUGUGCCAUGGUACUGUAUCCACGCUUAGCUACAUCACUGAACCAGAUUUUAUCGUACCUGGAAAUAAUGGUAACAAUACACCUAUAUCAAAUGGCACUAACAGUACACCCGUGACGAUAGCAUCAACGCUGAUAAAUGGUGGUCAGGCACCUCAGGUGCGACUGUGUUCCUCUAUAGAGGAGUCACCACAAAAUGCGUCGAUUCACUACAGCAAUUGUUCUUCAAUAUCGCCGAGGACGAAACUAUCGCGUUAUCGCAGUAUGUUCAGUAAUUCCAUGAGUCCACUCACACCUAGCUUCGGUAUUUUGCCGUUGGAGAACAAUACACCCGAGCAGACAGUUCCACCUUCGCAUACGACUCUCACAGAAGCCAAUGACCAAAAGAGCUUGGCGAAACGCGUUAGUAGUUUAAGAGCUCAUGUAGGGCAAUUAAUGUCAAGAAAAGAAACACCGUUGCAACAAGGCAAAUCAGUAUUUUCCCAAUCGGGUAAUACAAGCAAUACUGCCAAUAUUGUGACAGUAACAGCAGCUAAUCCGACUUCACCUCCAUCACCGACAUUUCAAGGCACCAAUGUUAGACGAUCGUCGCGUCUUUUCAGCCAUAAUUCCGUAAAGGAAAACAACAAGUCACCUAAUAGGAAUAAAUUUGCAACUCCAAAGUCUCCAUCUCGGAAAACGAAAGCGAGACUAGCCAAGGCGAAUUUAAACAAAACUAACUUUAAUGAGUUAAACGAGAGGAAUAGGAAUGAAAAGGAGAAAAGCGAAACGAUCACAUCUGAGAAAGCUGUAGCUAAUGCAAACGCUCUUAACGCCCAAAAUAAUAAUAUUCACUCUGGUAUAACAUUACAAAAGCAAUCGGCAGAGGGAUUGAUGUCUUUGUUACGAGAAUUAGGAAUGGCGUAUCAGCACUUGAGUCAGUUCAAAUGUACGCACGCGGCUCAUAUACUAAGUAUACUGCCGUCACGACACUACAAUACGGGCUGGGUACUUUCUAUGUUGGCUCGUGCACAUUUUGAAAUGAUGGAUUACAAAAAGGCUGCUAGUUAUUUUGCCGAAGUGCGACAGUUAGAGCCACAGAGGACAGAAUUGAUGGAGAUUUACAGCACUGUUCUGUGGCAUCUACACGCAGAAGUACAGUUGUCUACGCUUGCUCAAGAUCUAGUUUCCCAAGACCGUAAUUCAGCAGCGGCAUGGUGCGCCACGGGCAAUCUCUUCUCGGCGCAAACGGAACACGAAACUGCGAUUAAAUUUUUCCAAAGAGCUAUUCAGGUGGAUCCUAAUUUUCCCUAUGCCUAUACAUUGCUAGGGCAUGAAUACGUUUUGACUGAAGAACUAGAUAAAGCGAUUACUGCUUUUCGUAACGCCAUCAGACUCGAUCCUAGACAUUAUAAUGCAUGGUUCGGAUUAGGAACGAUAUUUUCGAAACAGGAGCAAUAUAGUUUAGCAGAGUUACACUUCAAACGAGCCUUACAAAUAAACCCGCAGAAUUCUGCGUUGAUGUGUCAUAUAGGUGUCGUGCAACACGCCCUGAAGAAAACCGAUCAGGCGUUAAAAACUUUAAACACCGCACUAAUGAAUGAUCCGGAUAAUACUUUAUGCAAAUUCCAUCGUGCGAGCAUCAACUUCUCUAUUGGUCGACAUAUGGAAGCUCUAAGAGAAUUCGAGGAGCUAAAGAAUAUUAUACCCAAAGAAUCUCUAGUCUAUUAUUCGAUAGGAAAAGUACAUAAAAAAUUAGGCAAUACCCAUCUUGCGUUAAUGUACUUUAGUUGGGCAACGGAUUUAGAUCCGAAGGGUGUUAAUAGUCAAAUUAAGGAGGCUAUAUUGAGUCCAGGUCAAGGAGAUGAUGACUCUCCGCCGACACAAUCAGAUGAACAGCAAGCACAAAGUAACUCAAUGGAACAGGAUGUUGAAACUAGUAGAGAAGGAAGUGCCGCGCCACUUGCCGGCAAUGUCUCGGUCGAACCUCACGCCGAUGACAGCGACGAUAGUUUAUGAAAACGAUAUGCGAGAAGACUUCCGUGAAAAAGAGAUGGAGCGUUACUAUCUUCAUUAUCAGUCAUCUAAAAUCAUUUUUCGCCAAUCUCGCUUUGCUUAGUCGGAGCUUAGUCAGAUCACUGAUGCGCGAUCAUUGAUUUAAAUUGAACGGUUGUCGACAUCUUUGCAAACUAUUCCAUACGAUACAUAUAAUUCGGUUAAAAAGAAUUAUUAUAUUAUUUUUCCGCAUCAUCAAAUUUUCCUUUUAUCUUGCAUGAUUUCGUGGAUUCUUAUAUUCACGGAUGCGAUGUCUUCGCAAAGAUAGAAGACUCGUAUGUAGCAUCCUCCAUCGACUUGUAUAUUACGCGUUCGCCUCUGUAUAUUUUUUUACGAUUGUUUGAUUAUCUUUUCUAUUUUUUCAUGCGCUCUUAAUCAUCUCUCUCUUUCUUGUACCUCGUCCCGUUUCGCGAAUAAGUCGCUUUAAAUCAAAUGUGAUUCAGAGACGAGAACUCGAAAAGAAUUGGCUUUAAUCAGGCUUGAUUAUAAUAAAGAAGGAAGGAGAAGGAUCAAUUUAAUUUGCGACGAGAUAUUAAAGAUUUACGGUUGAGUAGAGACUGUAUCAUGUUGCGAUAAGGUGAACGAAUAUAACCGUAAGCAUGUCGUAUAUAGUUAGGUAAUAUGAUUAAUUGUUCGCGAAUAAGGAAGAAGAGUCUUGUGUAAAUGUAAAUUAUUAUUACUGUGUACUACUAUUAUUACUAUUACUAUUAGUGCUACCAUUAUUAUUUGUAUGAUUAUCAUUGUUGAUUUAGUGAUUGUGAAGGUAUCGUUAGCUGCUCGGCGUCAGAGCAGCCCCUAGACGAUCGUGCAAUUCUCGCCAUGAAGAUCCCCUCGGUUGAUCGAACAUACGAAUCCGAAACACCGCGACUGCGAUUUCGGUGGUUCAGUAAUCGCGCGAUUACAUUCGGUUUUUCGAUCUCUAUCUGAUAUCCGGAAUUUAGCAUAACUCGCCUCGCAAAUGUCUAUAUAUAUAUAUAUAUAGAAAUACUCGUCGGAUUAUAUUCUUAAUAGUGCUGGACAGAAUUUAUGAUGUUUACGGCGUCGGUCUUCGUAUCGAUAUUAAGUGUACAAUGCAAAUUGUGUCGUUACUCCUCGAAUAUCGUCAAAUUUGCUGGAACAGAGAUCUCAACGUGUUGCAUUAGGAGGAACGGCGUAUAUAUAAAUAAUAUACGUUUAUUUUUAAUUUUAAACAAAUUGAGUUGUGAUCCUAGUGCGCUGGUAUCUGUCGCGCGUGACUGUAACAUUUUAUAUUGUACACGUAAUUAAACGAAAGACGUCACACGGAAAAAAGAAAAAAAUAAGUUGUACACAAGUCGUCGACUAAAAAAAUACGUCUGUAUGAUGCAGAUACGCGUAUCCUGUUUCUUCCGCUCCUUUAUACAGGAUGGAUACUAAAUCCUCUGCACGAUUUUAAAGGGUGAUUCCCCACAUAAAUUUAAGACAAAAACUUCAUAUAACGUAUGUUUGUGCAUGUUCAAAGUUUCAUCAAAAUAACCUGAGUGGUUUUCGAAAUUUUUGGAAAAGAACUUUUUCCUUCAACGUUAAUACUCUGUCUCUUUGAUUUGAAACUAAAUUGUUUCGGGCAUAUGCAAUUUUCGUCUUGAAUUUGUGUGGGGAAUUACCGCUUAAAAUUUUAGAGUUAGUAUUCACACUGUAUGUCUAUCCCUUUUCAAUUUAUUUAUUUAUAUUUAUCUCUUUUUCGCAUCUCUUUCCAGUUCCACAUUCAUCCCUGCGUCUUUGACGGGGAACAAAAUGGGAGCGAGGGUGGAGAUCUUUUUGCAUAUAUCCGACAUAUUGCAUCUAAUCUCGUUAUUUAUUAACGGCGUCUAAUCGUUAUUUAUUGUUUGAUCCACGUAUGUUUAAUUGCCGAGCGGAAAUGGAGUCGUAACUAUCUUCCAAAGAGUUUAGGAAAACCAAUACGCGCGCGUAAAUGUAUGUGAUGUCUGGCUCGCUUUUACCCAGCCGCCGCCAUACAGAAACCGAGAAGGUUCGAUCGAAGCCAACAAUCGCUGCCGUGUUACUCGUUACAAAGAGGUGUAUGCGCAAAAUAAAGGCCUGCACUUUUUACGAAACUAUAUUGACGACCUCACUCCUCACCUAUUUAUCCAAUACAUUUAACAUUGAUUUCUUGCGCGCGGCGAAAAGAU